GCUAGCCGAUUUGAGCGGACCUACCGUUCCGCCUUCUACAACUGCGCCCGUCGCUGUAACGCGCAAACAAAUAAACAAGGUUCGCUCACUAUUCUACCCCUUUUAUCUCUAUUUCGUAUAUUUUAUUCGACAUAUCCGACAAUAUGAUAGACUUGCCUCACGAAGAUAUUCUCAGCACUCUCAAAAAGCUCCAAGAGACCAUCCAAAACCUCCCGAAUCUGCCAACCGACUUAAGAACGUACAUUCAACACACCGUCCACCAUGCUUCUAAGACAAUAAAAGAAAAAAUACAAUCCUACACGAAUAAUACAGCUACCAGCCUAAAGCUGUGGGCUGCAGUCACACGUCCACGUUCCAACCGUGCCCCAACCUUGCUAUAUUCCCGCCAUGAUUUCCAUAAACUUCCUGAAAUCCUCAGCCAAGCUAUGGAAAAGAACGCGAAAACAACAGGUAUCUUUAAGGUUCGGAUUACCGAUGCGAGUCACACCUGGAAACCGCCAGACAAUCUAGCUUCGGUUAAGUGCAGCAUGCAAACCGCUAAGCGUCGAGAAAACGGAACAUUCCUUAUAUCAGCAAAAGACGCCCGAGCAGACUUUUCAGAUAUGACGACCGAGAGCGGGGAAGUUAGCAAAGAAGAAAUCAUAGUUGAUUUUCAUGCCUUCUUGGCGCAAGAUACUACCCCAAGCGUCCCUUACCGAGUUGAUGUCCUUGUUGAGGAUGAGCCAGCUCGAACAGACGCCGGAUUUUGCGAAAAGAGUAUGCUGGCAGAUCUCGAUGAUGAUGUUCUAUCCGUUCAAGAACAUAAUGGCUUGAAGAUGCCAGAUGGCAUCGUUUCCUGCUUUAUGUAUCAGUCACCUGCAUGUAAGGAUAAGUAUGCAGUCUUUCCGCUGCAUACCGAUGACCAUCGUUUCCUUGCCAUACAGCAGCUACACAAAGGCCGGAAAAUAUGGAUUGCUAUCAACCCAAAAGGCAAUGCUAAGCUUGAGGGCAAAAUUCGGGCUUUGAAAGACAUGCCUGUGCAGGAAUGCUCGCAAUUUGUCCGCCACACCGCCUCCUUUAUACCUUUACCACUCUUGGAAACCUGGGGCAUUGACUAUGAAGUCAUUGAUCAGAAAGAAGGCGAAAUUGUCAUAGUUCUUGGCGGAGUGUAUCACCAGGGCUUUACUGUAGGUGCCUCUGUUGGUGAAGCUCGGAACUAUGCCGAUAAAAGCUGGAGCGCCAAGGGUUACCGUCAAUGCAACAGAAGAAAAUGCGGCAAAAUUGCUAUCUGUGCUGCUGAUCUUCAUCUUACACAAGAUGGCGAUGAUUUUACGUGGGAGCAAUAUACUCAAGGGGCUACUGGAGUUUCGGAGGGUAAUUCCCUUGCCGAGCCGCAAUCCAAGUCCCAACUUGAAGCUCGCGCUGAGUCUAGAACCAGGCGUCGUCCUUUCGCCGAAUUUGUCUCCCAAGCUCAUAAUAGAGCCAAGCCUCAAUCAAAACCUCAAUCCACAUCUCAAACUGAAGCUGAUGUUUGUGAUAGAGCUCAGGAACAAGCUGUGACUGAGACCGUGCCCCGAGCUCGCAGCAAAACCAAACUACAAUCAAAAGUACAAAUCAAUCCUAUCACGCCACAAGCCCGCAAAGAGAUUAAGCGGAAGGCUGACACGAAAAUUGGAGGGCAAGUCAAGAAGCCUCGCCAGGUGACAAGGGCUUCCCUAUUACGAGGCCCGUUAACGUCACUACAAUAUAACAACGGUUCAGAGCAUGAGGCAUUUUUCUUUUUAGCUGCAGUGCUUAAAGAUGACAAUUUUGCGUCGAGCGUAAACAAGUACGUCACAGAACUUGCAAAUCCGGCUGGAAUUCAACUUGUCGAAAGAGAAAUGGCUAUAGAAUGUAUGGGAAAAGAUGCUGCUGAGGUUAUCAACGAUUUGAAAGCCUAUACGGUUUUGAAACUGAAUGUAGACUAUGGGCUGAGAGCUAAUGAGCUUGCAUUUGCUCGAAUUCUUGCCGAGUCUAAUAAGGGUUUCGAGCGUACGAACAGCGAGAAAAAAAAGUUAUUGCUUGCGAAAAUGAACUGGGACGAAUCUUCAUACGAGCGGACAUUGACAAGCGGUAAAAAGUUUGCUCGCUUGUGUGGUGAUAAGAAUGGCUAUCUUGCUAUAGCCAUUUGCUUAUAUGAGGUUCCCACUGCAGACAAAGCACUACAACAACUACAAAAAUUAGGGCAACUAUAUUUCGAAAAACUCCGAGAUGAGAUGCAAAGGAUGACUGUGUUUGAGAAAUCAAGCGAAAUGGAAAAGAUAUAUAGUAGGAGACCAAAAGAGCGACUUCAAGAGAUAAUGACUACAUUUAUAAAAAGUUGAUAGAGUUAAUAUUAACACAGGGUCGACCGAAAGAGUAUCCGCCCCUUUGUAAUAUUGAAAAAAGAAAUAGUACGUGCCCUACAUCAACCACAUGUGGCGCAAGAUCGCAAUGGAACUGUGUGAUGCUUGUACUGUACCCCC
This is a messenger RNA of [Torrubiella] hemipterigena, 2483 nucleotides long. NCBI's taxonomy places the organism in Eukaryota, Fungi, Ascomycota, Sordariomycetes, Hypocreales, Clavicipitaceae. The record is from the annotation of a GenBank genome assembly.